Molecule: messenger RNA, 4264 nt
Organism: Elaeis guineensis (African oil palm)
Lineage: Eukaryota; Viridiplantae; Streptophyta; Magnoliopsida; Arecales; Arecaceae
Product: PH, RCC1 and FYVE domains-containing protein 1
Molecular function (GO): metal ion binding
Source: RefSeq, a predicted model, not a curated record
GAAGAGUGCUCUUUUCCUCAUCUCACGCUCUCUCUAGCCCUCUCUAUUCUCUUCCUCGGCUCGGCGACUGAUCUCUCGCCUUUUUCCCCUCCUCGAUUUCCCUGCACACUUGGAACUCGGAGCUCGCGGCAUUUGGAUCCGAGCAGCGCUCCGAGAAAGGGAGGACGGUGAUUUUGGAGAGGUUGUGGACUGAAUCUGUAGCCGGAGAAGAGGAAUCGAGACCAAGUUUGGUGGAUCCUGGAGGCAUUGAGAGCAGUCUGUGAGUUUGACUCGCUUUUUGGUGGAUUUGGAUCGGAUGGGUGAAUGAAAGGUCUCUGCUUGGAGAGAAUGGGUGCGGGGUUCGAUUCGGUCGGGGUGGAGCGGAGGAGGAGGUGCUAAAGAUUGAUUCGUGGUGGAAGGGAUGGCGGCGGCCGCGGCGGUGGAUCAUGGCAGGACGGGCCCUGUCGAGAGGGAUAUCGAGCAGGCUAUCACCGCUCUUAAGAAAGGAGCAUACUUGCUCAAGUAUGGACGCAGAGGAAAGCCUAAAUUUUGCCCAUUUAGGCUGUCUAAUGAUGAAUCGGUAUUAAUAUGGUUCUCGGGCAAAGAGGAGAAACACCUCAAAUUAAGCCAUGUCUCCAGAAUCAUGCCUGGACAACGCACUGCAAUAUUUCAGAGGUACCCACGGCCUGAGAAGGAGUGCCAGUCAUUUUCUCUUAUCUAUAAUGAUAGAUCAUUGGAUCUCAUCUGCAAGGAUAAGGAUGAAGCUGAAGUGUGGUUUGCUGGUCUUAAAACACUGAUAUCACGAAGCCAUCACCGGAAAUGGAGAACCGAAUCUAGAAGUGAUGGAGUGUCUUCUGGUACUAAUAGUCCAAGAACGUACACCCGUAGAAGUUCACCUUUGAGCUCUCCUUUUGGUAGCAGUGAUAGCAUGCAGAAGGAUGGCAGUGAAACCCUUCGACUUCGAAGUCCAUAUGAAAGUCCACCGAAGAAUGGCUUGGACAAGGCAUUUUCUGAUGGUCUGUUAUAUGCUGUGCCUCCUAAGGUUUUCUUUCCUUCAGAUUCUGCUAGUGCAUCGGUGCACUCUUUGUCAUCAGGAUGCUCAGAUAAUGCAAACGGGCAUACAAGGGGCAUUAUGAUGGACACUUUUAGGGUAAGCCUGUCAAGUGCUGUUAGCUCAUCAAGUCAAGGCUCUGGUCAUGAUGAUGGUGAUGCUUUAGGUGAUGUUUUCAUAUGGGGUGAUGGAACCGGGGAUGGAAUUCUAGGUGGUGGUGGUCCUAGGGUUGGAAGCUGUUCAGGCAUUAAAAUAGAUUCGCUUGUUCCAAAAGCCUUAGAAUCUGCUGUAAUACUUGAUGUUCAAAACAUAUCUUGUGGUGGCAGACAUGCUGCACUUGUCACUAAACAAGGAGAGAUCUACACUUGGGGAGAGGAAUCGGGGGGCAGGCUUGGACAUGGAGUAGAUUCUGAUGUGGCACAACCAAAACUCGUUGAUGCUCUCGUCAAUAUGAAUAUUGAACUUGUAGCAUGUGGGGAGUAUCAUACAUGUGCUGUUACACUCUCUGGAGACCUCUACACAUGGGGUGAUGGUACUUUUAAUUUUGGGCUUCUUGGGCAUGGAAAUGAAGUGAGUCAUUGGGUCCCAAAAAGGGUUCAUGGGCCUUUAGAGGGCAUACAUGUUUCAUCAAUUUCUUGUGGACCUUGGCAUACAGCUGUUGUAACCUCUGCUGGACAAUUAUUUACUUUCGGAGAUGGGACUUUUGGCGUUCUAGGUCAUGGAGAUCGCAAAAGUGUCUCAGUGCCUAGGGAAGUAGAAUCCCUCAAAGGACUACGCACAGUGCGAGCAGCUUGUGGUGUUUGGCAUACUGCUGCAGUUGUUGAAGUUAUGGCUGGAAAUUCUAGUUCUAGUAACUGUUCUUCAGGGAAGCUGUUUACAUGGGGGGAUGGAGAUAAAGGCCGCCUAGGACAUGGUGACAAAGAACCAAGACUUGUGCCUACUUGUGUGGCUGCCUUGGUUGAACCAAACUUUUGUCAAGUUGCCUGCGGGCACAGCCUAACUGUAGCACUUUCGACCUCAGGCCAUGUCUAUACAAUGGGUAGUACUGUUUAUGGUCAACUUGGGAGUCCUCAGGCAGAUGGAAAGCUCCCUGUCCGGGUUGAAGGUAAGCUACUAAAGAACUUCGUGGAGGAGAUAUCAUGUGGGGCAUAUCAUGUUGCUGUCCUAACUUCAAGAACUGAAGUGUACACUUGGGGUAAAGGUGCAAAUGGCCGAUUAGGUCAUGGCGAUACUGAUGAUAGGAAUACCCCAACACUGGUUGAAGCUUUAAAAGAUAAACAAGUCCGAAGUGUUGUUUGUGGCACCAACUUUACUGCAGCAAUCUGUAUUCAUAAGUGGGUGUCUGGUGUUGAACACUCUAUGUGCUCAGGCUGCCGCCUGCCAUUUAAUUUCAAGAGAAAACGCCAUAAUUGCUACAACUGUGCACUUGUCUUUUGUCAUUCCUGCAGCAGUAAAAAGUCUCUUAGGGCUUCUAUGGCACCAAAUCCGAACAAACCAUAUCGUGUCUGUGACAGCUGCUUUAACAAGUUAAGCAAGUCUUUGGAAGCUGAUUCAUCAUCUCAUUCUGCAGCAACUAAAAAGGGUAGUGUAAUUCAGGGGUUCAGUGAAAUGAUUGAGAAGGAGGAUAAGUUGGAUCCUAGAUCACACAUACAAAUCUCUAGACUAUCUUCAAUGGAAACAGAAAGCAGAUCUUCCAAGAGAAACAAGAAAUUUGAAUUCAAUAGCAAUCGUGUAUCUCCCAUCCCAAAUGGAAGUUCACAUUGGAGUGCCCUUAACAUCUCAAAAUCACUGAAUCCAGUAUUCGGAACAUCAAGGAAGUUCUUUUCUGCUUCAGUUCCUGGAUCAAGAAUUGUUUCUCGUGCAACUUCACCAAUAUCAAGAAGGCCCAGCCCCCCUCGUUCUACAACACCAACACCAACUCUGGGAGGGCUUACAUCUCCAAAAGUCACUGUUGAUGACGCAAAAAGGACAAAUGAUAGCCUAAGCCAAGAAGUUCUUAGGUUAAGAGCUCAGGUAGAGAAUCUUACACGCAAGGCCCAGCUUCAAGAAGUUGAGUUGGAAAGAACAACCAAACAGUUGAAGGAGGCUAUUGGAAUUGCGGGGGAAGAAACUGCAAAGUGCAAGGCAGCAAAAGAAGUUAUAAAGUCACUUACUUCCCAAUUGAAGGAUAUGGCUGAAAGGUUACCCAUUGGAGCAGCCAGAAACAGUAAACUCCCUUCAUUGGCAUCCUUCAAUAACAAUCCUGCUUCAAGUGAUAUUUCAGCUGCAGCUGUUGAUCAGAUGAGUAGUCCUUCCACUUCAUCUCAUGAACCAGAGUCAAAUGGUUCAAAUGGAUUGUUGGUUUCUAAUAGAGCCAGUUCCAUAAGCAACCGGAGCAAAGUAGGUCAUUCAGAAGCAGUAAGGAAUGGAAGCAAGGUGACAAAUGCUGACCCCCAUCAAGAGUCUGAAUGGGUUGAGCAAGAUGAGCCAGGCGUAUAUAUUACCCUCACUUCUCUACCUGGGGGUGUCAAAGAUCUCAAAAGGGUCCGGUUCAGUCGGAAGCGGUUCAGUGAGAAACAAGCUGAACAAUGGUGGGCCGAGAACCGGGCAAGGGUAUAUGAGCAGUACAACGUGCGCAUGGUUGACAGGUCUGCCUCGAGUGUUGGGAAUGAUGAAGGAUCUCAUUGAAAUUGACUUGCAAGUAUUGGUUCCCUAAAUUGGAGCCAAGCUGCAGAAAUGAGGAAGCUCUCACUGAUUGAAUGGUUGUAAAUGUGGGUAUAUUUUAUUUUGCCCUAUGAAAGAUUGGAGGGCCCUGAUAUAAGAUGUGGUUGGUAUUCUACAUGAUUUUUUCCCCCUUAUUGUAUGGAAAAAUAGAGUGGGUUUGAGCAUGAGGAAUGUAAAUUCACAUUAGGCAGCUGGCAAUAUCCUGCCUUGUAAAUUCAUAAGCAAGUGCAUCGUCUCUCGUCCCUUCUGUUUUCCUUUUUUCUUCUUUCAAUAACCAAUGAAAGGAAGGCACAUGGUUUCGGUGGUCGAGCUGCUGAAAAUUUGCACAAGAGUGGGCCUGUGCAUUGGUUUUUCAGCUGCAAGAGCUUCAUGAAGAUUUUGUCUUUUGAUAAGUUGUAAUAGAAAAACAGCUGCCUUGAUUGCUGAAUUUAGACAGUACUUUUGAUUCACAAAAUCUGAUAAUGAUUGGCUGUGAUGUCUCUUAUAAAAAUGAAAUAAAUUAGAAUUAAAAAGAAUCACUGGAUUAGAUGA